Messenger RNA from Acanthochromis polyacanthus (spiny chromis), 1173 nucleotides. RefSeq names its product mediator of RNA polymerase II transcription, subunit 18 homolog (yeast) (gene med18). The transcript has 3 exons. Gene Ontology annotation, molecular function: transcription coregulator activity. The record is from RefSeq and is a predicted model, not a curated record. Bases 423 to 1052 code for a protein of 209 amino acids. Gene Ontology annotation, biological process: termination of RNA polymerase II transcription; regulation of transcription by RNA polymerase II. Gene Ontology annotation, cellular component: mediator complex; core mediator complex. NCBI's taxonomy places the organism in Eukaryota, Metazoa, Chordata, Actinopteri, Pomacentridae.
AAAGCUGGUUGCCGACUGCUUCAUACCCAAAAGAGAUGCUUUUCAUUCAGUGCUGGUUGCCGUGUUCUUUCUUGCUCUGAAAAGCAACCAAGCCGUUGGAUUAGGUUUGUUCUGAUCAGCUCUGUAUUUGUAGACACCGAUAUUUGUCAUCCUAUUUAUGCUACAAUGGUCAGCACGAUAGCUUGAGCAACUUUGCAGCAAACUGAUGAUAAAUAACUUGGCUAACUAGCUACGAGCUAACUGGGUAGCUGCUAGCCGACUGAGCAACCUGCUGAGGCCUGUUGGAUCUUCGGUCGAUAGUGUGGCGGCUGUAACGAAGACUAAAACACCGGUAUUUACCUUGUGCUCCUCGGAAGGCGGAGAACUGUUUUUUGCUCUUCGUGGUUUCUCAGGCUUAAAAACAGCAGAGUACUUGAAAGAAGAUGGAGGCUCCUCCUGUCACCGUGAUGCCAGUCACUGGAGGCACAAUCAAUAUGAUGGAGUAUCUGUUACAAGGAAGUGUGUUAGAUCAAGCCCUGGAUAGCCUCUUGCAUCGCCUUCGAGGUCUAUGUGACAGCAUGGAACCUGAGACCUUUACAGAUCAUGAACUGGUUUACCUUCUGAAAGGCCAGCAAGGAAAUCCUUUUAUUUUGCGUGCCCGGCGUUCCCUCUCCCAUCCCAAUACUCCAUGGCAUCUACGCUAUCUAGGCCAACCUGAAGUGGGAGACAAGAGCCGACAUGCCCUGGUGCGUAACUGUGUUGAUGUGGCCACCUCUCACAACCUCCCGGAGUUCCUCAACGAGAUGGGUUUUCGCAUGGACCACGAGUUUGUGGCCACUGGACACAUGUUUCGUAAAGGUGCGAUGAAAAUUGUGGUUAGUAAGCUGUCACGCAUCCUGGUACCAGGAAACACCGAGAACACAGAGCGCCUGUCACUGUCAUGCCUGGUGGAACUGAGUGUGUUGGCCCCUGCUGGCCAGGAUACUGUAUCAGAAGACAUGCGCAGUCUUGCUGAACAACUCAAACCUCUCUUACAUCUGGAGAAGAUUGACCCAAGCAAACAGAGACAUUAGAGCCCUCUCUGACUGCUAUUGACGAAUUUCAAGCCUUGUUUGUGUUUUUUGUCUGAAAUUUUUUUUGUAAAGCAAACCUUACAUGUUAUGUUAAAUGAAAUACAGUGCAACUUUGGCUCAA